CGCGCUGCGUGUAUCGCGUGCGACGGGCCCGGAGCGGCGGCUGUGGCGGGCGCCGAGGAUCCCGCGCCUUGGCUUCGCUCAUAGUAUGGCAACACGUACGGUGCGGUCAGCAGCGACAAGCCCUCGGUCCGCCCGGCGCCGUAACGUACCCCAUGGCGUGCGAACCGGGACGCGGAGCUGGCUGCCCCUGCGCUCCUCCGGCCCUGCUCGCUGUAGUUAGCUUGGGCGAGCGGCCGUAACUUUGCAAAGAACUGCCGAGCGUUGAACCCUCUCCUCACACGAGGAAAUCUUUUCCCCAUUUUACAAAUGAGGAUCUGAAGCAAACCGCCAUUAAAGGACUUGCCUGUAGUCGUGCAGGAAGUCCGGGGGAGAGCUGAGUUUGCUUCCUUUGCUACAGAAUUGCAGCUCUCUAGGAGUGCAAAUCAACUCUUUAAAGCAGAGAGGCUGUUCUUUGGAGUUUAUUGCACUCGAUUAGGGAUCGGUUCUCAGAAUCGAGGAGUUAGAAGUGAGAUUUGAGAUAAGUGAGGCCCAUUCGGUGCUGCUUUGGACGCCUCCGAAGGGGAAAUGGAGUUAUCAGGAUUGAAAAAGAAGAGUUUGCUAGGACUCAAAGAAAAUAAUAAAAAAUCCAACACUAGGGCUCCCUCACCAACCAAGCGCAAGGAUAGGUCUGAAGAGAAAUCAAAGGACCGGUCCAAGGAUAAAGCAGCCGCUAAGGAAUCGGGUGAAAAGGAUCGUGGUCGAGACAAGACACGCAAAAGACGCAGUGCUUCCAGUGGGAGCAGCAGUACCAGAUCCCGUUCCAGCUCAACUUCCAGUUCAGGGUCCAGUUCCAGCACUGGUUCUAGCAGUGGCUCUAGCUCCUCUUCUGCCUCAAGCCGCUCCGGGAGCUCCAGCACCUCACGCAGUUCCAGUUCCAGCAGCUCCUCUGGAUCUCCAAGUCCCUCUCGACGGAGACAUGACAACAGGAGACGCUCUCGCUCCAAGUCCAAGCCACCCAAGAGAGAUGAAAAGGAGCGGAAGAGGCGGAGCCCAUCACCCAGACCUACAAAAGUGCAUGUUGGAAGGCUCACUAGAAACGUGACCAAGGAUCACAUCAUGGAAAUUUUUUCCACUUAUGGAAAGAUUAAAAUGAUUGACAUGCCAGUUGACAGGCUAAAUCCACACCUCUCUAAAGGUUAUGCUUAUGUGGAGUUUGAGAACCCAGAUGAUGCUGAGAAAGCCCUGAAACACAUGGAUGGAGGCCAGAUCGAUGGUCAGGAGAUCACUGCCACAGCUGUGCUGGCACCACGACCUCGGCCGCCUCCCAGGCGCUUUAGCCCGCCCAGGAGGAUGCUGCCGCCACCACCAAUGUGGCGCAGGUCACCCCCUCGCAUGAGGAGAAGGUCCCGGUCUCCUAGGCGCAGAUCCCCUGUUCGCCGGCGAUCAAGAUCCAGAUCUCCUGGACGAAGGCGCCAUCGCAGCCGCUCCAGCUCAAACUCCUCGCGAUAAAGCAAAAAGACUGGACAGCUUUUUAUUUUUUAACUUAAAUCCCAUCAGACUAAAUAUUGUACCUUUUUUUUAUAAUGGGUUUGGGUGAGGAGGAGUGAGAGAGAGAGAGAGAUAAUCCUGGCAGUGAAGGCAACCUAGGAGGAGAGAGCAACAGUUCCUGGCCAGUAGACAGCCUUUGCUGUGGGGCUUCUAGUUUCCUGGCGUUGAAUUGAAAUUAUUUAAAAAUGGCUUUGAUUUUUAAAGGCUGCAAAAACGUCUUUUCCAGAUAAACAGAAGGAAAGAUGUUACAGCCUCUCUUUCUCCAGUUAGCAGGCUGCUGCUUGGUGAUUUCUAAAUGCUUAGCACGCUGUACAGACGAGCAUGUAAAUCUUGAGCUAUUUCAGAAACCCUGUAUAAUAAGACAGGAGGGCAUUUAACUUGAUCUCUAGGUGCCAGCACAGGAUUUUUCAGAGCAGAGUCCAGAUCUGCCUGAAACUUAAAUACCGAGUUGUCGCUUUAUUCCAAUUCCCAAACAGAUUAUUAGUUUCUGCAGAGUAAGCUCUUUCUGCAGAUUAAGCUCUUCUGUAACAGAUAAUACCAGGUGAUCACCACAGAAACAACGGUCCAGCCCACUGAACAUGAUACUUUAGAAAAGAAGCUGGAAAUCUUAACUGGUUUGUAGCUGCCCCCAUAAGUGAUUUCUUUCACCUUUUCUUGAAGGGUUUUGGUAAAAACUUCCUACGCAACCCCCCCCAGCGAAACGGUAUGAGUGCUUCUGCUUCUGCAAAUCACAGUUAGCGACUGAGUGUCAACCCCUGGAAACUGCAAGGCAGAGAGGGAGGCUCAAGGCCGCGAUGCUAUCUGGAUUAACUGGGGUUCACAUAGGGAACGGCAAAGAAUUUACCACCUGUUGUACAGUCAAUACUAUAAAGAUUUUUUGUUUUGUAUAACUUUGUAGCCUUUUGGGCCAUGUUGUGUUUGUACUUGUGUAGGACGAGCGACUAUUGAAUAAAGCAGUAGGGUUGAGAA
This is a messenger RNA of Grus americana (Whooping crane), 2496 nucleotides long. RefSeq names its product RNA binding protein with serine rich domain 1 (gene RNPS1). The transcript is spliced from 9 exons. Gene Ontology annotation, biological process: mRNA splicing, via spliceosome. Bases 565 to 1488 code for a protein of 307 amino acids. Gene Ontology annotation, molecular function: RNA binding. Lineage: Eukaryota; Metazoa; Chordata; Aves; Gruiformes; Gruidae. The record is from RefSeq and is a predicted model, not a curated record. Gene Ontology annotation, cellular component: cytoplasm; nucleoplasm; ASAP complex.